AGUUCUUUUCAGACGGCUCUGUCAGUCGCUAUCCGAAGCACGCCCGUCCACCGAUACCUGAUCUGCCAUAGUCCAAGUCUAAAAGCGUGCGGUAGUCUCCGCCUACCCUCAGCUUCUUCUGUGGCGCUGGUAUCUUCGGUCGUCUCCGGCUGGUGAACCCGUCUCUGGCAUUGUCUCGGAGCUCACAGGUCAAGACAAUCGACUUUCCGACUCUGCAUGUGGGGUCUCAGCCGUGUGGUGAAUAGAAAAUCAACCACAUCGCGUUCCCGAUUGCGAUCAUCAGGUUGAGCUGUCAGUCUUCAGUCGUCAGUCGUCAGCGGUCACUCGUCAGCCUUCAGUCGUCAGUCUUCAGUCGUCAGUCGUCGAUCAUCAGUCAUCAAUCGUCCGUCACCAGAAGUCGAUCGUUUCUCCUCACUCUUCAAUCAUCAGAAAAUUGACUCAUCUUGAAAUUGAAACGGCCGCUCGUCCCACCACAUACUUCUUCUCUGCGCUCCCGACGAGCACGUCAGGGGCCUCUGUGACCAGGCGGCGAGCUCCCAGUGACCUGCCGUUACCCGCUGACCUGCCGCUCCUGGUGACCUGACACGAUGAGGAUCACCACACCUCUGCUACUGCUGUUCGUGUGUCUGAACUCAGUCAGUGGGUACGGCCUCAACUUCGUCCGCUUCGUGACCAACUUCUUCAUACACCCGGCGCUGCUGGACGACUGGGAGUAUGCUCCGGCCGUCGGCGCUGUUCUCCUAUUGGUUGCCAUCGCUGUGGCGCAGUACGGUUUUCUUCCAAUUCGACCCGCCCGACUGGUGGCGAAACUGGAGAGCCGGUAUCUGGGCCGCACAGAGCGGAGACACGGCAGACGGAGACCGAGACAGGCCGGAGACACGGAGAGAGACAUGGGAGGUGGCGACGGAGACACGGCCGGAGCUGCUGGAGACCGUACUGAAGGCAGCCUUGGUGUUAGGCGAGGCAUUGCGGAGGCACGGUCCCGCUCCCAGCGCCACCUAGACCGACCACCCGGUCCCGCUGGGCCAGCGGUAUCGGGACGUUCCCGCAACCAGCGCCACCUAGACUGACCGCAGCGACACCGGGUGGCAGACCACAGUGACACCUGGAGCGAUUGGAGCGACAUCUGUGCGGGGUUUACAGGGCGAUAGAGAAGGAGCGACAAGCAGUGACUGUAGGAGACUGAGUGUUGUGACUGUGGAGUGUGGGAGAGUGGUUUAGGACACAGGUUUGUUUUAGGCAGUUUGUGAAAUGAUGAGGGUAUUAUCAAUCACUCUGGCUCAUCAAGAGAUCAACUUUCCCUAACUUGCCCGAACUCUUGCCGAACAGUAAGACGGUGAAUCGUGGCCUGGUGCCGCAAAGACGGACAACCCAUAUUUCACAGUUUGACUAUUUUCUGACUUUUUCAUUUUUUAUACCAGAGGGUACCGGAAAAUACUCGACCAAGGGCCAACAGAACGCCAAUUAACCGUACCCGGGAAUAACGUUCAUUGGCGUUCUACGUGCUUAAGACCUUGGAAGUUCUAAGUAAGUUUCAUCAUUCUACCGUACACGCCCUAGAAUGCAUGAGAUAUUGCUUCUUAUGCUCUGAAUGAAUGCUUGUUUCUGAUUUCUGUCCGAUUUUGUUUAGGAAAGCUUUUAUGCGUUUGCACGUCCAUUGUUCUGGCUAUGCAUUAGUAUUGAAAAAUGGGCAUCCGUGAAAGGUAUUUGUAAUGUGUAUAAUGUAUGUACAUAAGUGGCCUAGUCUAGGCAGAUAGCGUUUAUUUAUCUAGACGCUGCCUGAGGAUAUUUAUUUACCUAUUUAUUUCAUGUAUUUUUGGUGUUUUGCUCGUAGAAAACUCGUCAUAAUAUCUCUAUUUAUUGUUCCUUAAUUGCGUGGUAUAGAUGUUAUUUGAUAUGUAUAACAUGCACACGGUAAAAGUAGAAAUAAAAAGUUAUAUGUACCAA
Amphibalanus amphitrite is the source of this 1947-nucleotide messenger RNA. RefSeq lists its product as uncharacterized. The record is from RefSeq and is a predicted model, not a curated record. The coding region runs from base 588 to 1070 and encodes 160 amino acids. The transcript is spliced from 3 exons. Lineage: Eukaryota; Metazoa; Arthropoda; Thecostraca; Balanomorpha; Balanidae.